CCACUAAUGUAAUUUUUCGAAUCGAAAUUUCGGACUUGUGUAACGGUUGAUAUUAAAAAUACAAAUUUUGCGUAAGUAAUUGAAAAAAUUAACAUUCUUUUAGUGUUUUGAUCUGUUGUUGAAAAGAUGGAUGCAAAGAAAAAGGCUCCUACUAAGAAGGGUUCGAAGAAACAAUUCAGAAAUUAUGCUGUUUUGGGUGGUGUAUCUGUGGCUGAAAUGAGUAGAGAGCAGUUGGAAGAACAUAUAAAUCAGUUACAACAAGAAAUUGAGCGAGAAAAAGAAGAUCGGAACUACUUCCAGAUGGAACGAGAUAGAAUUCAACUGUUUUGGGAAGUUACUAAGCAGCAGCUGGAAGAGAAAGAUGCACUUCUCCGAUUAAAGGACAGUGAAAUUGAUGAAGCUGCAUUAACUCAUCUGGCAGAAAUUAAACUGUACAAACAGAAAAUGAAGCACGUCAUGUUUGAAUGUCAGCAGCAUAUUGAUGAAAAGAUGAAAGAAAAGAUGGGUGAAAAGAUUAUGGCUGAAGAAGAGCAUGAACUGAAAAUCCAUCAUUUAGGAAAUGAAAUCAACAAACUUAAUGAUGAAAUAAUGAAACUGAAAAUUGAUCACAGUGAUGAAACUAUUAACCAGAGACUGAAACAUGCAGAAGAAUUGUGCGCCCUACAUCAAAAAUAUCAUACAGAAAUGGAUAUUGCCAAAAGCAAAGGUGUUCAGGAAAUACAAAGUAUAAGAAAUGAUUUAGAGCUUCAGAAAACAAAGGUAAUUCAAGAAAUAGAAGAUGGGAAAGACGCUCAUGUGCAACAUCUUAUUCAAACCCAUGAAGAGCUGUUUAAAAGAAUGAAAAAUUUUUACAAUGACAUAAUCAAUAAUGACAUUUUGCUAAUUAAAAGUUUGAAAGACCAAAUACAAAAUUUUGAGCGAAAACAACAUUACUUAAAAGAGAAAAUACAAAAAUUUGGUAAGGAAAUCACUAUCUAG
Molecule: messenger RNA, 978 nt
Organism: Uloborus diversus
Lineage: Eukaryota; Metazoa; Arthropoda; Arachnida; Araneae; Uloboridae
Product: dynein regulatory complex subunit 4-like
Biological process (GO): cell motility
Cellular component (GO): Golgi apparatus; motile cilium; microtubule
Molecular function (GO): small GTPase binding; microtubule binding
Source: RefSeq, a predicted model, not a curated record